Molecule: messenger RNA, 291 nt
Organism: Phanerochaete carnosa HHB-10118-sp
Lineage: Eukaryota; Fungi; Basidiomycota; Agaricomycetes; Polyporales; Phanerochaetaceae
Exons: 2
Coding region: 1-291 (96 amino acids)
Source: RefSeq, a predicted model, not a curated record
AUGCUGACAGUGCUGAUAUACGAUCACCGGUACAGCGACCACGGCAUCGCAGAGAUCUUUGUCCCCACGUUCCGUGCUGAUAGUGCACUGUGGGUUGACGCCCGAGACGUUGUGGACCAGCUGCAGCUCUCCCCUGGCAAGGUCGACGGGCCUGCUAAAGUAUAUGUGAUGCGCGGAGGGUGGAAGCAGUACUUCCUCCGUGUUGAAGCGGACGGGCGGACCCUGUCUGGCCUGGCCAACCUCAAAGUCGAGGAGAACAGUGUACUGAAGAUUAAUGUUGAUUAUGUAUAG